GUGGCUCAGAGGAAAUAUGGCGCACAGAGCGUUGCAUAUACCAGUGAUAUUCCUUACCUCAACUUACUCUUUUAGUGCACUCUUUUUGUCCGUUUUUCUCGCUCUUGCAGCACUUGAAACAGUAAACGGUGACAAUGUGUUCAGUGCCAGCCAAACGGCUACUGCACCCGUCGCCGUCGCUCGGGAUCUGCGGUACCUUCUGUAUGAUGUAAACCCCCCAGAGGGUUUUAAUCUGCGGAGAGAUGUCUAUAUCCGCAUGGCCUCCCUGGUGAAAACUUUGAGGAAGGAGGGUCACGACUGGGUAUUAGUGCUUCCCCCCUGGGGUCGCCUCUACCACUGGCAGAGCCCCAACAUCCACCAGAUCCGCAUCCCGUGGGGAGCGUUUUUCAGCCUCACUAGCCUGCAGGCCAAUGUCCCCGUCAUUGAGUAUGAAGAAUUUGUUGCUGAGAAUGGAGGCCCAUUCAUAGACCAGGUUCUGGUUCUGCAAAACUAUGCUGAGGGAUGGACUGAUGGCAAAUGGGAGGAAAAAGUUGAUGAGCGGCCGUGCAUUGAGAAGCUGAUGUACUCCAAAGACAAACAGGGCUACUACAGGGGCUGGUUCUGGGGCUACGAGGAGACAAGAGCUCGAAAUGUAACAUGUAUAUCAGCCCAAGGUCACGCCUCAAUCAUGGCCCCAGUUCUGCAGAGAAACAUCACAGCGAUAUCAGUUAUGCUUGACCGAGCGGAGACACUCCUUCAUGACCAUUAUGCUGGGAAGGAUUACUGGGACACCCGACGCAGCAUGGUUUUUGCAAAGCACCUGCGAAUCAUUGGAGACGACUUCAGAGCAAAAUACCUGAACUCUACAGAUGACAGAGACCACACAAUAUACAGUGAGGACUGGACUCGCAUGAAGGCCAAGCCUGGUUCAGCUAAAGGCGGGUCAUAUCUGGGGGUCCACCUGCGCAGGAAGGACUUUAUCUGGGGUCACAGAGAGGAUGUUCCCAGCCUUAAGGGGGCAGUCAAGAAAAUGCGCAGCUUGAUGAAGAAACACAAACUUGACAAAGUGUUUGUUGCGACUGAUGCAGAUGAUGAAGAACUGAAGGAGCUGAAAAGAUUGUUGCCAGACAUGGUGCGGUAUGAGCCAUCCGCAGAGGACCUGGAGCUCUUUAAAGAUGGAGGAGUGGCCAUCAUUGACCAGUGGAUAUGUGCCCAUGCAAGAUUCUUCAUAGGAACAUCAGUGUCCACCUUCUCUUUCCGGAUCCAUGAAGAAAGAGAGAUCCUGGGUUUCGACCCCAAAACUACAUACAACCGUUUCUGUGGAGACAAUGAGAAAGAAUGUGAACAGCCCACACACUGGAAAAUAGUUUAUUAAUGUCACCCCUGAGUUUCCUGACACACAAGUGCCAAAAGCAGCGUUAAAGGUGACCUUUAUUUGUAUGGAAAAUAGAAGAUAUUUGAAUUGUUUUGUGGUUUAUUUUUUACUUUUUAUGGUUUCAGUGUUGUGCAAUCAGGUCUGUAGUGACCACUGUGACUCAAUUUUACGCUGAAAAGGCCAAGACCAGGAUACCAAACAUGUAUUACUGUGGUGUUCAGCAAUUAAAUCUCCAUAUAUUUUUAGGUUGUAUGUUGAAUGUGGAUCCUUCACAACAGCCUGGUAGGUAACACUUUUUUAUAUUUAUCUUGUGACGCCAGCACAACUGGUGAAAAGUGUCUUAUAAUGACUGCAGCAGACAGUAUUAUGGGGAUUUUUUCAGUUUACAUUUCAUUUGAAAUGAUUGUGUUCAGUGCUUGGGUGUCUAACCUUUGGAUAUUGUAAUUUUGAAAAUAUGACUAAGAUUUCUUCUUCAAAAAUGACAGUAUAAAAUAGCAUUCAGGGAUCAUGAACACAGUUUAUCUAUAAUGUAUUUUUGAUCCAAAGUCUACCAGGUAGUCCAGUGAGAUUAAGCUUGCAGUUGGUGUUUCUUACCAAAAAGCACAGAGGUUUGAUAAAUGAAAUAUAUUUUUCCCUCAUAAAACAGCACAACUUUUACUUUUUGUGUAUUUUUAUGCAGGAUCCAAAUAGUAUAUGGUUCAAAUUGCGUUGCAUUAGAGAAUUACUGAUGAUGAAAUAGUAGGAGAUGUCAUGGUAAGUAACAUUAUUACGAGGAUUUUCAGACUUGCCUUUUUAAACAAUAGGCUACAUAUUUGGCAUAGUCCACUGCCAUGAUAAUGAUAUUAAUAAUUCCCCUGAAAGGGAAUGAAGUGGCACAAAGAAGGCACACAACACUAGCCAGCCAUUAAGCUUGUUGUCUUACAAAACACAUUUUUACUAGAGGAUACACAAAUUUUGACAAGACCUGUUUGGUAUGGGCAUAAAAAAAAUCAUGCUCCCUCACUUUACCAGCUAAAGCAGCUUUAAUUUCAAAAUCAGCUGAAAUGACUGAAAUAAACAAAAGAUUCUGAUUGGCAAGAUAGCCUGGCUAGCAACCAAGCAAUUUUGCAGAAUCUUGUUGAGUUAAUGCCACCAUAUAAAUCAUAAUCAACUUUAAACGAACUUUCAAUCCAUUUAACAUUCCCUGCUCAUCCUUGACCCCCAGAUUGAGAACCGCUGAUCUAACUGGUGUAAUUUUUGUUUUACAUAAAACUCAUUUUUAGCAGAUUUUUUUUAAAUGACAGAAAAUAGAUAUGUAGAAUAUUAAAAAAAAAAAAAAACUUUGCUGUUGUUUGUAUUAUUUUAUGGAGUUCCUAUUCCACCAACACCACAGUAUAUUUGUACACAGAUAUAGUUGCAACUUAACCAGAUUUAAUUUAUAAACUAAAUUUAGAAAAAAAAGCUGGAGAAAAAGUCCAAAACAUUGAAAACAGAUUUGUACACCAAGGUUUUUUGUUCUUUUUUUCCCCCUCUCAUUUAUCACCUGGCAACCCCUCAGAUUUAUCUGCUGUCCCUGUAUAUAAAACUGUAAUUAAAGUAGUUCAAACAUUUAGAAGAAUAUGUUGAUCUGAGAAACCAAAGUGGUACAGUUUAAUACAUUAGCUACAUUUUGCUGCAGAUACUUAAUUUUUUUUAAAGACAUUUUUUCAUGCAGGACUUUUACUUGUACUGGAAUAUUUUCACAAUGCUGUAUAGCCAAUGGAUGUAUUACAUGCAGUAAAGUUACAGUGAGGGUU
Molecule: messenger RNA, 3129 nt
Organism: Amphiprion ocellaris (clown anemonefish)
Lineage: Eukaryota; Metazoa; Chordata; Actinopteri; Pomacentridae
Gene: pofut2
Product: protein O-fucosyltransferase 2
Exons: 9
Coding region: 17-1354 (445 amino acids)
Biological process (GO): protein O-linked glycosylation via fucose
Molecular function (GO): peptide-O-fucosyltransferase activity
Source: RefSeq, a predicted model, not a curated record